UUUUUCUUCGUUUUUACUUUUCUUUUUCAUAAAUAAGAAAAGAAAAAAAAAAUGUCUUUUUUUAAAAAACUCUUUUUCUUAUUAAUUGCCGUGAAUGCGGCUUUCCUUGGUUAUGAUUAUUAUCAAGGAGGACAAAUUGCCUUUAACUUGGUAGAAAACGCCAAACAACUCAAUAAGGACCAAUUACACCAUUACGUAAAUGAACUUAAAUCAAUCACACCUGAAAAGAUUGCAGGACAAGUUAAUAAUGCCUUUGCUCAACUUCAGAAUGUCAAUUCAUUGAGUGACAUUCUUGAAUUGGUUCGCGAAAAGACUUCACCUAUUCUUAAAUCUUCCAACACUGUUGAACAUGACGGUAACGUUCUUGUCUUGACAGAUGCUAACUUUAAGCAACUCAUCGAUGGUUCCAAGCCUGCUCUUGUUGAAUUUUAUGCCCCCUGGUGUGGUCACUGCAAGAAUUUAGCUCCCAUCUAUAGUCAAUUGGCUGAUGCUUUUGCUCAUCAAAAGGAAAACGUGAUUAUUGCCAAAUUAGAUGCUGAUCAACAUCGUGAAACAGGUUCUGCUUAUGGUAUUCAAGGUUUCCCUACUUUGAAAUGGUUUCCCAAGGGUGUUCAUUCUCCUGAAGGUGUUGAAGAUUAUAAAGGUGCUCGUGAUUUAAACAGUUUAGCUUCUUUUGUUCAACAAAAGUCUGGAAUUGCUCCCCGUAUUAGAGCUCAAAAAUCAAACGUAGUUGAAUUGAAUUCAAAGAAUUUCCAUGAAAUCGUUUUUAAUCCUAAAAAGCACGUUUUUGUUGAGUUUUAUGCUUCUUGGUGUGGACAUUGUAAAAACCUUGCUCCUAUUUGGGAAAGACUUGGUCAUGCCUUUGCUAAUGAACCCAAUGUUGUCAUUGCAAAGAUUAAUGCUGCAGAUGAAGCAGAUAUUGGACAAGAGUUUGAUAUUGAAGGUUAUCCUACUAUCAAAUUAUUCCCUGCUGGUGAAAGUACACCUUUUGCUUAUUCUGGUGCUCGUUCUGAAGCUGCUUUUAUUAGCUUCCUUAACGAACAUACUGGUACUAAGCGUAAAGUAGGAGGUGGAUUGGAAUCAGAUGCGGGCCGUAUUCCUGAAUUAGAUGAAUUGGCUAUUCGUUUCAUGACACAUCAAAAGGAAAAACGUGAGGAAAUCCAAAAGGAAGCUCAACAAUUUGCAAAGGAAUUAGGUACUCGUUAUGCUAACUAUUAUGCUAAAAUCAUGGAAAAGAUGCUUGUGAAUGGCGAUAAGUUCCUUGAUACUGAAAAGCAACGUCUUUCCAAGAUUCUCAAGUCAGAUGAUGUCUCUUCUUCCAAGUUGGAUGAUUUUAAUAUUCGUCAAAAUAUUUUAGCAAGUUUUGAUAAGAAGGCAACUCCUGUUGCUGUUUAAGCAUAAUAUCUUAAUGUAUUAUUUCCUCUCUCUCUCUCUUUCUUUAUAUAAAAAUAAAGCAUCUUUUGUUUUAUGUGUAAAAAAA
This is a messenger RNA of Cokeromyces recurvatus, 1480 nucleotides long. Its product is annotated as thioredoxin-like protein. NCBI's taxonomy places the organism in Eukaryota, Fungi, Mucoromycota, Mucoromycetes, Mucorales, Mucoraceae. The record is from RefSeq and is a predicted model, not a curated record. Gene Ontology annotation, biological process: protein folding. Bases 52 to 1395 code for a protein of 447 amino acids. The transcript has 3 exons. Gene Ontology annotation, molecular function: protein disulfide isomerase activity. Gene Ontology annotation, cellular component: endoplasmic reticulum.